Molecule: messenger RNA, 293 nt
Organism: Eimeria necatrix
Lineage: Eukaryota; Apicomplexa; Conoidasida; Eucoccidiorida; Eimeriidae
Exons: 1
Source: RefSeq, a predicted model, not a curated record
AGCAUCCGCAGCAUCCGCAGCAUCCGCAGCAUCCACAGCAGCAGCAGCAGCAUCCGCAGCAUCCGCAGCAUCCGCAGCAUCCACAGCAGCAGCAGCAGCAUCCGCAGCAUCCGCAGCAGCAUCCGCAGCAGCAGCAUCCGCAGCCGCAGCAGCAGCAUCCGCAGCAGCAUCCACAGCAGCAGCAGCAGCAUCCGCAGCAGCAGCAACAGCAUCCACAGCAUCCGCAGCAGCAGCAGCAGCAGCAGCAGCAGCAGCAGCAGCAGCAGGCGCACCGACGGCGCUGCGUAGCUUGA